Molecule: messenger RNA, 1572 nt
Organism: Penicillium cinerascens
Lineage: Eukaryota; Fungi; Ascomycota; Eurotiomycetes; Eurotiales; Aspergillaceae
Product: MFS transporter
Exons: 5
Coding region: 1-1572 (523 amino acids)
Biological process (GO): transmembrane transport
Molecular function (GO): transmembrane transporter activity
Source: RefSeq, a predicted model, not a curated record
AUGAUGCAGAAGCCCCAGCUGCCCGUUAGGCAGCUUUUAAUAUUGUCGAUAUGCCGAUUCGCAGAACCCCUUGUGUUCACUUCUAUUCUACCGUAUCUUCCUGAGCUCAUUGAAUAUGUGGGUGUUCCCAAACCCGAAGUCGCCAAAUGGGCUGGCAUCGCCUCCGCGGUCGCAUCCGUGAGUCAAGCCAUCAUGGCCGUGCCCUGGGGCACAUUAUCCGACCAUAUCGGCCGCAAGCCGAUCAUCAUCUCAGGCCUGACAUGUACCAUGCUAUUGUCGAUCAUGCUGGGCAUGUCGCGGACGCUGGGAAUGGUACUCGCAUCCCGAGCCAUGAUCGGCCUCAUGAACGGCAACGUCGGCAUUAUCCGCACGAUGGUUGCAGAGAUCGUCCCUGAGCGGGAAUUGCAGCCGCGCGCGUUUAGCAUCAUGCCCAUGGUCUGGACGAUUGGAAGCAUCUUCGGUCCGGCGUUUGGAGGAGCGCUGGCGCGACCGGCAGAGAAGCACCCCGCGCUCUUUGGAAACUCGGCCUUUCUGAAACGCUUUCCAUUUGCCUUGCCGAAUUUGGUGUCUGCUGUUUUCUUCAUCGUCGGUAUUACCACGGGAUUCCUGUUUCUACAGGAGACGUUGGAGACCGAGAAGGAUCGCUAUGAUCCCGGUCUUGCGCUUGGACACGCACUGACCGGCUCGUGCGUGUCGCGGAAGCGCCAGGCAGGGUUGAAGGAGUCGGACGAGGAGCGGACGGCUUUGCUUCCUGGAAAGAACAAGAAGACGAAGCUUGUUAAGCGGCCGAGUUGGGCCCAGGUCUUCACUCCGCAGUCCAAUCUUGUCCUUUUGGCCUACACUCUGAUGUCCGGCCUCAGCAUGGCUUUUGAUUCGGUGUUUCCUGUCUUCUUGCACUAUCCGGUUCAAGAGCUCUACGACAACCCAGACGUUGAGCUGCCCUUCAAGUUUGCCAGUGGGUUUGGAAUUGACGCGCAAACCAUCGGUCUUUACUACACGGUCAUUGGAAUUGCAGGCAUGAUGAUUCAAUUCCUGUUUUUCCCGCCGAUAGUGCAGCGUUAUGGCGUACUGAAUUGCUUCAAAUGCGCCGCCAUUGCCAUACCCAUCAUCUUCUUCCUUACUCCCUUCACGGCUCUUGUGCCGGAGUCACUGCAACUUGCGGCGGUUUUGCUGAUUAUGCUUGCCAAACUCGGUGCGUCGGUCUUCGGGAUACCCUGCUGCACCAUCCUUCUCACCAACUCCGCUGCGAGCAUGACCGUUCUGGGUACGUUAAACGGCGUUGGGACAAGUGUAAGUGCUCUGGGACGUGCCGCUGGCCCUGCUCUGAUUGGAGCCGCCUUUUCCUGGGGGAUCAAGAAGGGGUCCGUCGUGAUUCCGUGGUGGCUUCUGGGUAUCUUGGGAUCCUUCGCCAUCCUUCCCGCGUACUGGAUUGUUGAGCAGGAGGGACCUUCUCGGAAAGAUGAGGAAGGAGAUGAGGGAGAGGACCGAGACCAGGAUCAGGAUCAGGAUGGAGGGUCCCGAGGGUAUGGUGCUGCCGAUUCCUCCACUUGUACAACCAAAGUUGCAAAGUGA